This is a messenger RNA of Conger conger (European conger), 1500 nucleotides long. RefSeq names its product fish-egg lectin-like. The transcript has 5 exons. Lineage: Eukaryota; Metazoa; Chordata; Actinopteri; Anguilliformes; Congridae. The record is from RefSeq and is a predicted model, not a curated record. Bases 78 to 911 code for a protein of 277 amino acids.
AAACCGCAAGAGCCUUUCAUAUUGUUUGUAACAGGAAACUUUUUGUACAGAACAGAGGUGAAGACAAUAACAAGUGCAUGAUGACUCUAAAAAUUAUCUUAAUCGUUGCUUGUGUCUUGGUGAUAUUUACAGAGCAAAACCAAGCAAUUAAAUGUAAAACAAUUAAAGGGCAUCUGAAGCAGAUCGACGCAGGGAUAGGUCUUGUUGUUGGAGUGAAUUCAGAAAACAAAAUCUACAUCCUUCUUGGGGACACAUGGGCCAAGGUGCCUGGGACCCUGAAGCAUGUUUCUGUGGGAUCCUCUGGGAUCUGGGGGAUCGAGCCUGACAACACCAUCCACAAGUUUGUUGGGGGCACAUCUUGGAUUAAAGUGCCAGGCAGCCUGGAACAAGUGGAUGCUGGAGGAGAUGAGUUUGUGGCAGGGGUCAACAAAGAACAUCAACCGUAUUGUUUGAACCGGGACCCCGCUAUGAACUUCAGAAGCACAAGCUCUGAAACACCCUGGGUUAAGGUGGCUGGGGUUCUGUCAUACUACAGCUGUGGUCCCAUUGCCUGCUGGGGCACCAGUGAUGACCAGAGGAUCUGGUUGCGGGAGUGGACCAGUCCGAUACAGUGCGAGGGCACGGUGGGCGACCGUGAGGAAUGGGUGCUGGUUCCAGGGGAGUUGUCGAUGGUCGAGGUGGGAACGGAUGGCAGUGUCUAUGGAGUCAAUAAAGAGGGAGUUGUAUUUUACAGAGAUGGCAUCACAGAAUUUCAACAAGCAGGAACACAAUGGGUGAAGCUGACCGAGGCUGGCAAGGCCAAGCACGUGAGCUACGACUUGGGGUUCCUGUGGGUCAUCACUCCAGAAGAGGAGAUCCUGAAGUGUGCUGUUGACGAGUUUGCAUCCCAAAUGACUAUUUUAUUGUCAUAAGUAUCCUUAAACAUGCAGUAGUGCCUGGGGUGUCUCAGUGGCGCAGCCUGUAGAGCACUGACCGCAUGCUCAUUGCGAGCUGCGACGUCGGCGGUUCGAAUCCGAUCGUCCGACAUUUGUCGCAUGUCUUCCCCUCUCUCUCGCUCCCAUUCUUCUGGUCUCUCUAUACUAUAUACUGUCCAAUAAAGCUGAAAAAGGCCUAAAAAAUAUCUUUAAAAAAAACAUGCAGUAGUGCCUGACAAAUGCAAUUCUCUUGAUUAAACUGCAGUUUGCUUUUCCCUUCAUCUUCUUCAAUAGAUGGGGGCUGCCUUGCAUGGUUGGUGCCUUGCAUGGCAGCCAGAGCUGUUGGUGUGUGAGUGUAAGUGUAAAUGGGUGAAUGAGAAGCAUCAAUUGUACAGCGCAUUUGGAUAAAGGCGCUAUAUAUAUAUAUGCCAACCAUUUACCAUUUAAUAAAGAAACGCAUUUUCAAGCACAUAGUUGUUGAGUAUUUUAUUUUUGUAGGGAAAGAACAAAGCCGAAAUGGGCUGUUUUAGUGGUUUCAGUGCGUAGUCUAAGCGCAAAGCGUGAGAGCAUAGUCUAAACGCAAAUU